Messenger RNA from Vicia faba (fava bean), 978 nucleotides. NCBI's taxonomy places the organism in Eukaryota, Viridiplantae, Streptophyta, Magnoliopsida, Fabales, Fabaceae. The record is from the annotation of a GenBank genome assembly.
AUGGAAGCUCCAAGAUUUGUCUUCUUGUCCUUGCUUCUUCUCCUUACAGCUUCAACAAGCUCAGCUCAACUCACUCGUGGCUUCUAUAACAAUGUAUGUCCCAAUGUUGAACAAAUUGUUCGUGCUGCCGUGACUCAGAAGUUUCAACAAACUUUUGUGACUGCUCCCGCCACUCUUAGACUCUUCUUUCAUGAUUGCUUUGUCAGGGGUUGUGAUGCUUCGGUUUUGAUUCAAUCUCCAAUUAAUAAAGCAGAGAAGGAUCAUCCUGAUGACGUGUCACUAGCCGGGGACGGCUUUGACACGGUGAUCAAGGCCAAGGCGGCUGUUGACAGGGAUCCUAAGUGUCGAAACAAAGUCUCUUGUGCUGAUAUUCUCGCUCUUGCUACUAGAGAUGUCGUCAAUUUGGUAGGGGGUCCAUUUUAUAAUGUCGAUUUAGGAAGGCGCGAUGGAAGAAUAUCCACUUUGGCCAGUGUUCAACACAAUCUUCCUGGCCCUAGUUUCAAAUUGGAUCAACUCAACACCAUGUUUAAUCGACACGGACUCUCCCAAACCGAUAUGAUUGCAUUAUCAGGUGCACAUACAAUUGGAUUCUCUCAUUGCAACCGCUUCUCAAAUCGAAUCUACAGAUUCAGUCCAACAACUCGAAUCGAUCCAUCAUUGAAUUUACAAUAUGCUUUACAGCUUAGGCAAAUGUGUCCAUUGAAUGUUGAUCCUAGAAUUGCCAUUAACAUCGAUCCUGUGUCACCUAGAAAGUUUGACAAUCAAUAUUUCAAGAAUCUACAACAAGGAAAAGGACUAUUCACUUCUGAUCAAGUGUUGUUUACAGAUUCAAGGUCAAGGGCUACAGUUAAUCUUUUUGCAUCCAAUGAAAAAGCUUUUCAAACUGCUUUUAUUGAUGCUAUUACUAAAUUGGGAAAGGUUGGUGUUAAAACUGGUAAUCAAGGUGAAAUUAGGAUUGAUUGCUCCAAGGCCAACUAG